GCUCAGCAUAAGCCAAAUGAAGCUCCUGUUGGUUCGUCUAAGGAACGCACACAUUUGAUGAACUCUCUACAACCUCUUCUUGACGCUAAUUCCAAGAUUCUCAUGUUUUCUCAUUGCAAUUUACCUGGUGCCAUUAUCACUCUUGACACUAAACCCAGUGCCUUUGCUUUACGUAGGUAAUAUGAUAUCUCACUUGCAUAUGAGAAGUUAUUGGAUGAACAAGUUCAAACGUGGUUGAAUGAUCAUGUUAUCGAACCAACUCCUGCCAAUACUAGGUUUAGCAAUCCUAUUCUUUUUGUUAUUAAGAACGCUGACAGAAUGCCUUUACCUCUUAUCAGCGAUAUUCAUCAACGUAUGGGUUCAUCUACCAUCUUUACCACCUUCGACAUCAAGCAGUGCUUUCAUCGUUUUCUUAUUCAAGAAUCCGAUAGACCCAAAACCGCCUUUACUGUUCCUAGAACUGGCAUGCAAUAUCAAUUUCGUCACUGUCCUUUUGGAUUGACAAUUACUGGUAACAUCGUUUAACGUAUCCUUACCAACCUUUUUGCUGAUCUUCCAUACACUGCACUCUACAUUGAUGAUCUGUGCGUAUUCAGUUCUGGAUCCAUGAAUCAACAUAUGGAAGAUGUUCAAGAAGUUUUAAGACGUCUCACAUCGGCAAAUCUCAUCAUCAACGUCGAAAAGACAUACUUCGCUCAAAGUUGUGUGAAUGUUCUGGGUUGGACUAUUGGUGACAAUGAUUCACUCAUUUCUGAUCAACGCAAGUUGUCAAAUAUCGAUGUUUGGCCUACACCUACUACUGGUAAACAGGUCAUGAGUUUUUUUCGGGCUCGCUAGCUAUUUCUGUACAAGUGUUCCAAUAUUCUCUCAGCUCACAGCUCCUUUU
Messenger RNA from Rhizopus microsporus ATCC 52813, 886 nucleotides. RefSeq lists its product as uncharacterized. Lineage: Eukaryota; Fungi; Mucoromycota; Mucoromycetes; Mucorales; Rhizopodaceae. The record is from RefSeq and is a predicted model, not a curated record. Bases 239 to 502 code for a protein of 87 amino acids. The transcript has 2 exons.